UUUCAAGUCUGACAGAUAACCAAAAAACCGUAUAAAAUUGCUGACUUUUAUUCGAGAAUAGUGCAAUUUCAAAACUUAAUUGUUGUGUAUGCAAUGUCGAAAGAGUUCAAGUUGAGUAGGAGCCUGUACGGGCAUUCUAAGGAUAUAAGAUCUGUCGCAUGUACCUCUAACAAUGAUAUCAUCAGCGGUUCCAGGGAUAGAACUGCUAAAUUCUGGAAGUUUAUUCCCUUGCAGAACGUUUAUAAUGAAGUGAUGACCUACAAGACACAUGAAAACUUUGUUGGUAGCGUUUUGUAUUUGGAACCUACGACAGAUUUCCCGGAUGGUUUGGUAGUUACUGGGGGGUAUGAUAAGGCUAUCUACGUUUAUAGACCUGGAGAGCCCUUCCCUACUUUCAGUCUCAAAGGAGUACAUGCUAACACAGUGUGUGCAUUGUCAAGGGGAAAUUCACCAAACUCCUUCCUAAGUGCAUCUUGGGACCAUACAGCAAAGUAUUGGGACGUUUCUAGUACCGCAACAAAGCCGACAGUGACAUUUUCUGGGCAUGAGGCUUCUGUAUGGCAUGUAAGACAACUAGGCAACAAUCAAGUAGUUACAGGAUCUGCCGAUAAGACUAUAGGAGUUUGGACACCUCAGGGACAGAGGGUCCACGUGUUAAAAGGCCAUACAGAUGCAGUUCGAUGUAUAGAAGAUUUUCCUGAGUUAAAUAGAUUCUAUAGCGUGUCAAAUGAUGCUACAAUAAGAGUUUGGACAUAUGAGGGAGAAAAUUUAGCUACAUAUUAUGGUCAUAAUAGCUUUAUAUAUAGUAUAGCUAGAUGUAAAGCAUUAGGCGAUGACAGUUUUGUAACUUCAGAUGAGGAUAGGACAGUUAGGAUUUGGAAAAAUGGAGAAAAUGUUCAAAUUAUAAAUUUGCCGGCUCUGUCUGUGUGGUGUGUCACUUGCUUGCCAAAUGGUGACGUUGUGUCUGGUUCAAGGUAACUUCUGCCCUUUUUCUUCCCACUUUUAGCGACGGUGUAGUCAGGAUAUUCACUCAAGACGAGGGACGAGUUGCAGAUGAGGCAACUUUGAAGCGGUUUGAGGAAGAAUCAAAUGCUGUCAAAAGUCAAGCGCUUAAAGAAAUAGGCGGAUAUAAAGUUUCAGAUCUUCCAGGAAAAGAGGCGUUAUUCGAUCCUGGCAGAAGUGCUGGUCAAAUCAAGAUGAUCAGAGAAAAUGGCGGUGUGAUGGCUUACAGUUGGGUUGAAGAAGGUGACACUGGACAUUGGGAGAAAAUUGGAGACGUCAUGGGCGGUGUUGAGAAUAAAGAGGGAGAAAAAAAGAAAUAUGAAGGCAAGGAAUAUGACUUUGUGUUUUCCGUGGACGUUGAAGAUGGAAAACCGCCUUUGAAACUCCCAUUCAACAAAGGGGAUGAUCCGUAUGUUGCCGCUCAUGCAUUUCUAGAAAAGCAUUUUCUACCAGCUGAUUACUUAGAACAGGUGGUGGAUUUUAUAUUGAAAAAUAGCAACGAGCAAUACGUGCCGAAAUUAACCGCUGAAUAUCAAGAUCCUUUCACUGGCAGUUCGCGUCACACGCCGAGUUAUGGGCAGAAUCAAGGGCAAACAGCGGCUUUAGAUCCAUUUACAGGUGCCAACGCUUACACCACGUCCAAACCAUCAGAAGCCGCCUCAAACUCCUUAUCAAGCAAUUCAAACAGCUUAAAUCAAGGAAGUCGUUCUUCGGGCUUCUUUCCUCAGACAUCGUAUCGUUCCUUUGACAUGGGAGAUCCUGGAGUGAUUUUGAACAAAUUGAAGGAGUUCAACCAAAAAUGCGGAGACGGUUCUCAGAGAGUGGAUGACAGACAGUUGGAGGAGAUGGUGAAAGUUGCGAACGGCUUGCCGAGUGAUCCGAACGCGUUCGAUACGCUUUUCAAGCUGCUUGAUUGGCCGGACGAUAUCAUAUUCCCGGUGCUAGACGUGGUGCGACUGGCCGUGAAACAUAAAAAGAACAACGAAGUCAUAGUGUCGAUGAAUAAUGGCAUCAUCGUUGAAAAACUGAAACAUUACACGAACGGCUGUUGCAAAGUAACGAGCAAUAUCAUCGUGUCCUUGAGAACGCUUUCCAAUUUGUGUCUUCACGAACCCGGGGAGUUGCUGGUUUACAACAACAGAUUCGAGCUGUUCGAGAAUUUCACGUCGUUGAGCGAACUCACCAAAGCUGGACAGGUUGCCUUAGCGACCUGCCUCCUGAACGUCACAAUAAUGACGGGCAAACAAAAGGACGAACUGGGCUUCUCAGUCCUGGCGCAAGUCCUUCCGGACAUCUUGUCCAGACUGACAGAUCCUGAAGCUCAAUUCAGACUAUACGUGGCUGUCGGAACGUUGAUCAAAACGGCUCAGCUUCACGGAGCUGCAGUCAAAGCGAAGCUGAACGAGAAUUCGAAUUUUCUCAGCACGAUGCAGUCGCAUUCGUUCUCUGGUCAGAACGAGUUGGAAAAUAAGAGGAUGAAUUGUGUCAAGCAAUUGUCCGCGUUGCUGUAAGGUUAUCGGUGCGUGUGUGUGGCUUUUUCAAUAAAGUUAAGUUACGCUUCAA
Molecule: messenger RNA, 2565 nt
Organism: Acanthoscelides obtectus
Lineage: Eukaryota; Metazoa; Arthropoda; Insecta; Coleoptera; Chrysomelidae
Source: the annotation of a GenBank genome assembly